CCAAAGUGACUGACUCCCUCCCCCGCUCCCCCUCAUCCAUUCUCUCGCGCAUCUCUCCUCUCUUGCCAUCUUCUCGCGCGCGCUCUCCAGCACCCCCGCCCGGGCAGGGGAGCACCGAGCAGAGGCGCGCCGCGUCCCUUCCAUGCCUCCCUCUUAAGGAGAGCCCGGAGGGGGAGGGGAGGGUCGGAGGAGGAAGAGGAGGAGGAGACCGAGAGGGCGCCCGGGAGGCAGGGCGCGCGCGCACAGAGGGACGCGCCGAGGGUGCGAGCCGCGCAGCGAGCGCAGAGCUGCCUCGGCCGCCGGGCGCCCCCCUGCCGCCCCAUGCUGUGCUCCAUGGCGAACUCGGGCUGCCUCCUGCUGUCCAACUCCGGCAGCAUGCUCCCGCACUCCGUGCCCUGCCCGCCCGCCUUCCUCUACCUCCAACAGGGCAAUCAGGACGCCACGGCUCCGCCCGAAGCAAUGGCCCAGCCCUACCCCCCCGCCCAGUACCCCCCUCCACCACAGAACGGUAUCCCCACCGAGUACGCCCCACCCCCACCACACCCCACGCAGGACUACUCCGGCCAGACCCCGGUCCCCCCAGAGCAUGGCAUGACCCUGUACACACCAGCACAGACCCACCCCGAGCAGCCGGGCACCGAGGCCAGCACACAGCCCAUUGCUGGGGCCCAGACAGUGCCGACAGACGAGGCGGCACAGACGGACAGCCAGCCGCUCCACCCCUCCGACCCCACAGAGAAACAGCAGCCCAAGAGGCUACACGUCUCCAACAUUCCCUUCCGGUUCAGGGACCCUGACCUGCGGCAAAUGUUCGGGCAAUUCGGAAAAAUAUUAGACGUGGAGAUCAUUUUUAACGAGCGGGGCUCCAAGGGUUUUGGGUUUGUAACUUUUGAAACUAGCUCAGAUGCUGACCGAGCCCGGGAGAAGCUGAAUGGGACGAUCGUAGAGGGACGGAAAAUUGAGGUCAAUAAUGCCACGGCCCGCGUCAUGACCAACAAGAAGACUGCGAAUCCCUACACCAAUGGCUGGAAGCUCAACCCCGUGGUGGGCGCAGUCUAUGGGCCUGAAUUCUAUGCAGUGACCGGGUUCCCUUACCCCACCACGGGCACAGCCGUUGCCUACAGGGGCGCGCACCUACGGGGCCGGGGCCGGGCUGUGUACAAUACGUUCCGGGCUGCGCCGCCCCCACCCCCCAUCCCAACUUAUGGAGCGGCACUGGAGCAAACGCUUGUUAAAAUGCCAGUCCCAUGGGCAGGGCUGGCACCCUGCCCCCUCCCUCAGCAGACACCGGAGCCGGCCUACCCCACCUCUCCAGCGUUCCCACCACUUUCUUGUCCGUUUGCUUCCAGGGUCGUGUAUCAGGAUGGCUUUUAUGGUGCUGAAAUUUAUGGAGGCUACGCAGCCUACAGAUACGCUCAGCCGGCGGCGGCCGCAGCAGCCUACAGUGACAGUUACGGCCGAGUCUAUGCGGCUGCUGACCCUUACCACCACACCAUCGGCCCCGCGGCGACCUACAGCAUCGGAACCAUGGCUAGCCUCUGCCGAGGAGGGUACAGCCGCUUCACCCCCUACUAGCAAGAGGCCCAGCCCCUAACAGCAUUCACACUGACUGCCUAGUACACACCAAACCCAGCAGUCCAAACCCACCAGGAGGACAGUGCGCCCCUCCCGGUCAGCGACACGCGCCGCUGACCUCUGCAACUCUAAAGUCCAUAGGUUUUACCUCCAGCCAGCUGGUCUCCCCUCCCCCACGAUGGCGUGUGUGUCUUUGACCCCCGGUCACCCCUGUAUGUCUGAAACCUUGGUUCCUAGUUUGACUUUGUUGAUGUUGUGCCCCACCCCCGCCCCAAGCCAUUUCAGGUACAGUCUGCACAUAGCGGGAGGGGCUAGGCUGGGCAGAGGACCCCUCCUCAAGAGCUAGCAAUAGAGCCACACCCAUGAGGGUGACCCACGCCGCAUCCCUGGGGUCUGCAGAGCCGCAGGAGAUGCCUGGCCCAGGAAGCCACCCCAGCCAGCCUGAGCCCCAGCCAUCAUCCCUCACCUAGGGUUCUGGGAGCAAGGGGUUCCCAUCCACCCCGGAUGGUGGGUUUACAGCCUCGACCGUGCUGCCUUCCGACCUUCACCCAGCUAGCCACAGGAGUAGCCAUCUGCCCUCUCCACACCCAGCGGAAACAUUGCUGAUUAAAUUUUAUUGAUAAUGUUUCCUGCUAGUCCUGCAGGAGCCACACCAGCCUCAGGGGUUCCUUCCUAGCCUCUGUUGUAAGAAAUGAACGUGUAGGAAGAAACUUCCCUGCUGGGAGGCCUGGAACCUCAAUAGCUGUGCCUCCCGCAGGGCCCGAGGGCCCCCUUCAGCCGUGUGCCCCACUGGACCCCCAGCAGCAGACCCUCCCCUCCACCUGAAAUAGGGUCCCGGCUAGCCUGGCCCUGUCGUUUGUCCUCCACGCCUUUUCAUCAGGGUGCAUUUCAGAGGAGGUGAGGAGCGGGGGCAAUGCCCACCUCAGGCCUUCCCGGUGGGACAGCACUCUGUGUCAGCUCCCAUCUAGAGAGACUCACCCCGCGCCCAGGCGUGCAGGGCUCUGGGAGGACAUGCUGGCUGGGGCUGCAGGUGAGGCUGAGACAGCCUAGAGAGCUUCUGCAGAGUCCACCCACACAGGCGGGCCCUUGCCACCUGCCAGCCUGGCACCUCCGUUACAGGAAAAAGUGGCACGGGCCAAGGAAGUGCUGGUGUGUUGAUGAAUGUACCAGAGCUGGGCUUCUGGGGGACGAUGGCCAGCUAGAGGGCAGGGUCUCCGCCAGCCAGGGCGCAAUCUGCUACCCGUUCCACUGUACAUCGGUUCCUUGCUGGUAGCGGGCUGGUCAUGCCCGGGGUGCCCAGCCCCCUCACCUCCCACUGCCCAGAGCAACACCUUCUCAGCCACCUCAUUCCAGGCCGCCCCCAUGGCCGUUCAGCCGGCUCUGACUCCUCCGGCCGAGCCAGCCAGGCCCCUGCCCACCUCAGCUGUUAGCACAGCCCUGUGCCCGCCCCCAUGCCCUGCCCUGUGGGCUCUCGGGCCCCUGUCCUCGCGACGCGCCUGCAGGUGCUUCCGUGAAACUGCAAGUGCCGCCUUUCUGUUUCUG
Molecule: messenger RNA, 3117 nt
Organism: Hipposideros armiger (great roundleaf bat)
Lineage: Eukaryota; Metazoa; Chordata; Mammalia; Chiroptera; Hipposideridae
Gene: RBFOX3
Product: RNA binding fox-1 homolog 3
Exons: 12
Coding region: 322-1575 (417 amino acids)
Biological process (GO): regulation of alternative mRNA splicing, via spliceosome; nervous system development
Cellular component (GO): nucleus; cytoplasm
Molecular function (GO): mRNA binding
Source: RefSeq, a predicted model, not a curated record